Penicillium concentricum is the source of this 1356-nucleotide messenger RNA. RefSeq lists its product as uncharacterized. The record is from RefSeq and is a predicted model, not a curated record. The transcript has 2 exons. The coding region runs from base 1 to 1356 and encodes 451 amino acids. NCBI's taxonomy places the organism in Eukaryota, Fungi, Ascomycota, Eurotiomycetes, Eurotiales, Aspergillaceae.
AUGGCUGAUUCGCCCACGCGCCUCUCAAAUACACGUCGUGUGCGGACCUUCGAGGAGAGUCAACGACGGAACUCGACCCUCUCGGACUCGCUUUCAGAGGCCCGCAACUCGAUCCGCUCAUCGACCGACGACUUGUUUCUACCGCGUGUAGCAAGAGGCCAUGCCGCACUCUCAACUGAAGAAUCAAAUUGGCAUUCUGCACCGCUUGGGCUGGCCCUGCUACCUGCAAUUGCGGGCAUUUUCUUCCAUGAAGGUAGUUCCUUCGUCACCGACGUCACAUUACUAGUCUUGGCCGCGAUAUUUCUCAACUGGUCUGUCCGGUUGCCUUGGGACUGGUACCGCUCGGCCCAGGCCAUCCGUCGAGAAGAAAGUGGAUUCUCAGCGCCCGGCGAUCCCCCACACGAGCUCGACCAAGAACCCCAACCCCAACUGAAAGAAGCAGCAACAGCAAUCUCCGAGCUCCAAAUCCACGAACUCGCCGCUCUAGCCGCCUGCUUCAUAUUCCCCAUAAUUGGCACCUGGCUCCUCCACGCCAUCCGCUCAAGCCUCUCCCGACCAUCCGAGGGCCUAGUAUCAAACUACAACCUAACAAUCUUCCUCCUAGCCUCCGAAGUCCGUCCAGUCGCCCACCUCCUAAGACUAAUCCAAAAACGAACCCUCCACCUCCAACGCAUCAUAACCUCCUCAACAGACCCAGUCAUAAACCCAACAACCCUCGACGACCUAACAAAGCGCCUCGAAGAGCUAGAAGCCCACGUCGCAGAGACAGCAACCGCCCGUCUCGCGGCCCAAAACAACAUCUCUCCCAAAGAACAAGAUCAACUAGAAACAUCCUCGUCCAUCGUCGCACACGCAGCUAUCGAAACCCGUAAAUUCAUCCAACCCGAUAUCGAAGCGCUUAAUCGCGCCGUUAGGCGCUACGAGAAACGAUCCGCCCUCUUCACCCUACAGACCGAUCAGCGCUUUGCGCGUCUCGAGACCAAGGCUGCCGACGCGAUUGCGCUGGCUGCUGCGGCGCAGCGGUCGGCAGAGUCGCGCCGGCCGAAUUAUGCGCUCGUCCUGCUGGACUGGGCUUGCGCGUGCGUCGUGAUCCCUGUUCAGAUUGCGCUGUCAGUUAGUGGUUUACCUGGGCGUGCGGUCUCGGAGUGUUGGGAUGCUGCGAGCCGUAUGUUGAUGGGGCGGAAGGUUAGGCUGCAGCCGCAGCCGAGAUCGAAGUCUAAGUCUGGGUCGAAGGGGAAGACUGUGGCUGGGCCUGGGCCUGGAGGUGAGGGGACGGGAUCAUCGGGUGCGUAUCGGCAGGGUGGUGGGCUGGCGUCGCAACGGCGGUCUGGAGCGAGGAAUGGAGAUGGGUUGUGA